Messenger RNA from Carassius carassius (crucian carp), 1528 nucleotides. RefSeq names its product beta-1,3-galactosyltransferase 8 (gene b3galt8). Gene Ontology annotation, molecular function: N-acetyl-beta-D-glucosaminide beta-(1,3)-galactosyltransferase activity. Gene Ontology annotation, cellular component: membrane. Bases 96 to 1073 code for a protein of 325 amino acids. The transcript has 2 exons. NCBI's taxonomy places the organism in Eukaryota, Metazoa, Chordata, Actinopteri, Cypriniformes, Cyprinidae. The record is from RefSeq and is a predicted model, not a curated record.
UUCUGUCUUACGGCAUGCAUGUGGGCGAAGCUGACAUUCAAGUUGGGUAACUUUAGGCUACCUAAGUUUGUGAUGCAGUUUUAUUUUAUUUAAAUAUGCGAAGACGAUGGCGAUAUAAACUUGUGAAAUACUUUGCUAUAGCUGGAUUAAUAACACUUGUAGUUAUCCUCGUUUUUAACAGCACAAUACGACUGUCUCUACCAAAGACUCCAGCACCUAAAGAGCUCUAUGACGUGAUCUCACCAUCAACAUACAAAUUCAUUCUGAACCAGCCAGAACUGUGUGAGAACAGAAGACCUUUCCUGGUUCUUAUGAUCCCGUUGACUCUCAAAGACACAGAGGCGAGGACUGCUAUUAGAAGGACAUGGGGUCAAGAUGGUUUGAUUCCUCAUGUGACCAUUUUGCAUUUGUUUGUCAUUGGUCAGCCAGCACAAAGUGACCCAGUACUGCAGGAGCACCUUGUGAGGGAGAGCAAAGAAUAUGGUGACAUCAUUCAAAUGGACUUUGUGGACAGCUACCAUAAUCUCACCAUCAAGACGAUGAUGAUUAUGAACUGGAUAGCCACUUACUGCCAGGGGGCCGGGUAUGCCAUGAAGAUCGAUGCAGAUAUCUUUCUCAAUGUACAUUACCUGGUGGACUACUUGCAUGAGCAGAGCGAGUCCUCAAGGAAAGACUACAUCACUGGAUCAGUCAUCUCAGAUGCUGUUCCUCACAGGGACAGCUUUAACAAAUGGUACAUCUCAGAGGACCUUUACCCAGACUCCUGGUAUCCUCCAUACGUGUCUGGAGCUGCAUAUGUCUUUUCUGUUGACCUGGCCGGAAAAAUAUCCUGGGCCUCUAGAUUUGUGCAACCGAUUCCACUCGAAGAUGUCUAUGUGGGGUUGUGCCUACACGUCCUGGGUGUAAAACCAGUUUAUGCAACAAAAUUUCUAGGAUUUAGGAAUCUCUUUGAGGUGCGCAAACUUAAGUAUGAAAGGUGCACUUUUGCCAAGCGCAUUAUAGUAAAUGGAUUUAACCCACAGAAUCUUCUCCGCAUUUGGCAUGAAUUUCAGAAGUCUUAUUUUACAUGUUGAUACAAUUGAAAUAACUAAAACUGUAUUUGAAGUAGCUUGAAGCUGCAAAACUUACUUGAAGUAUUUGCUAGUACAAUUGCUUUAACAAAGUUCACAUCAUUGAGAUGUUACAUAUGUUACAAAUAUUGUUUUUCCUGAAAGGGCCAAGAACACUUACAAAAAAAAAGGAAGAAUAGACAGCUGUUGAGGUGUUAUGUGUAGAAAAGUAUUCAAUCUAAAGAAAAAAAAUCAGAGAAAGGGCAUGUGGAAGUGCUAGAGGUUAUGUGAAACACUUUCUUAGAUGAACUAUUUAAAAGACUAUUUCAUAGUGUUUUUAUUUUUCUGUCUUCAGGAGGAUGGCAGAAAAAUAAAAACACUUUGAAUUGGGUGCGAGGGGUCACUUAUAUUAUUUGAGGAGGGAGCCAGAAGAGGAGAUACUGGUGUGAAGAAGUGAAGAUUUUUCUUUAUAGUGUGAG